AUGAGAAUCUCUGAAGAAAUGCAAUCUAAUAUACAUGAUACUGCCCAUGAAAGGAUUGAUGAAAAAAAGGAUGAACAGGUGGGGGUAACUUUCAGUGAAAGAGAAGCUUAUAUGAAUCAGAUAUCUGAGGUUGAGGAAUGUGGGGAGGAGGAGGAACAUUAUGAGGAAGAUGAGGAUGAGUUGAACGCCAAUUUAGAUCCCGAAUUUUUGUUAGAUGAGGGUAGAAAGCUAAGAAAAGAGAAGAAAUUUGACGAAGCUAUUGUAAAGUUAUACUGGGCCAUGACGAACAAAAUGAAUCUUUUAAAUAUUACGGAAGAGAGUGGAAUAGACCCGAGACUCUCUGAGUAUUAUUUGAUUUAUGCAGAUGUACUUUUGGAAAAAGAAGAGAAUUCUACUAAUUUCUUUUUUUCCAAAAAAAGUGAACAGCAGGAUUUAAUGAACCCAUUAUCGUCUUCUUCCUCUUCUUCCUCUUCUUCCUCUUCUUCCUCUUCUUCCUCUUCUUCCUCUUCUUCCUCUUCUUCCUCUUCUUCCUCUUCAUCAUCAUCAUCAUCUUCACAAACUCUUAAAUCUUCAGAGCAAAUGUUAAUAGAGUCAACUGUGAUGGGUAUGGCAAAUAGCAGCAUGGCUGAAGCUACAGAUGAAGAGGUGGCGUGGGAGAAUUUUGAGGCUGCAAAGCUAGCUUAUAUUAAGUUGAUUUACCUAAAAAAGAAAGGGGACUAUGAUAGAUAUUGCCAAGGAAUAGUUCCAGAAUAUAUGAAGAGUUUGUUCACAUCUAGUGAGUUGAACGAUGGAAAGUUUGAGGAGCUUCUGAAGGAAGUUUGCACUUGUGAUUCUGAGGAGAGAUCAAGGAUACCAGAUAAAGAUAUCACAGAUUUAUCAUUUGUUUUUAUUAGGUUAGGUGACAUUUUACAGUUGGCAGAAAAGUAUUACGAAGCUUCAAUUGAAUACAAAAAUUCCCUAUUUAUCUUAGAGACAUUCAAGCUACCAGAAGAUACAAUCGAACCUUCAUUAAUAUGUUUGGCUCAAAGCACAUUGUUUUCAGGUAAAAUUAAAGAUUCGAAAGUUUUGUUUGAGAGAGCUUUAAAUUUAGUUAAAAAUCACUUAGAAGGGAAAAACGGAAUGUCUGCUCCUACAGAUCCUAAACAAAUUGAAGCUUAUAAACUGACAUUGGAAGAUUUACAAUUAACUUUAGAUGAUAUUAAUCGUAAAUUGGCAGUGAACCAAGAAGACCAAAAACCUAUUACAGCUAUUCCCAAAUUGGAAGAAAUAAAGAAAGAAAAUACCUUCAAUAAAGCUCAGCUUCCCGAGACUGAACCUGUUAAAGUUAUUAAUACAGUUGAGAUAAAUGGAAGCUUUUGUGAAAAUACCGUAGAUAAUAAGAAGAGAAGAAUUGAUUUAUCUAAGAUAUAA
Messenger RNA from Cryptosporidium ubiquitum, 1410 nucleotides. RefSeq lists its product as uncharacterized. Bases 1 to 1410 code for a protein of 469 amino acids. The record is from RefSeq and is a predicted model, not a curated record. Lineage: Eukaryota; Apicomplexa; Conoidasida; Eucoccidiorida; Cryptosporidiidae. The transcript has a single exon.